This is a messenger RNA of Oryza brachyantha (malo sina), 1010 nucleotides long. Its product is annotated as transcription factor MYB30-like. The transcript has a single exon. The record is from RefSeq and is a predicted model, not a curated record. Gene Ontology annotation, biological process: response to auxin. NCBI's taxonomy places the organism in Eukaryota, Viridiplantae, Streptophyta, Magnoliopsida, Poales, Poaceae. Bases 23 to 997 code for a protein of 324 amino acids.
GGAAUAAUUGGUGUCGUCGACGAUGGGGCGGCCACCGUGCUGCGACAAGGAGGGCGUGAAGAAGGGGCCGUGGACGCCGGAGGAGGACAUCGUGCUCGUCUCCUACGUCCAGGAGCAUGGCCCGGGCAACUGGCGCGCCGUGCCGGCGAGGACGGGGCUGCUCCGCUGCAGCAAGAGCUGCCGCCUGCGCUGGACGAACUACCUCCGCCCCGGGAUCCGACGCGGCGGCUUCUCCGACCACGAGGAGAGGCUCAUCGUCCACCUCCAGGCGCUGCUCGGCAACCGCUGGGCCGCCAUCGCCUCCUACCUCCCCGACCGCACCGACAACGACAUCAAGAACUUCUGGAACACCCACCUCAAGAAGAAGCUCCUCCUCGCCCACACCACCACCCCUACCCCCACCGCUCACGCCGGCCGCUCCUCCUCCUCCUCCGCGCCGGCGCCGCUCGUCGCCAAGGACCAGUGGGAGCGCAAGCUGCAGACCGACAUCGGCCUCGCCAGGCGCGCCCUGCGCGAGGCCCUCUCCGUCGACGGCGCAUCUGCCGCCGCCACCGUUCCCCAGCCAACCACGCGGACCGACAGCCGCACCGGCGCCGCCGACAAAUCCUGUAGUCCGGCGUCCGGCGCCGGGUCCGCGGCGUACGCUCUGACCGCGCGAAACAUCUCCAUGAUGCUGAGCGGGUGGGCGCCGGGGAAAGGAGCCACCGUCGUCGCCGGCGCCAACCCAGCCACGCCGAGCGCGUCGACGGGGACGUCGUCGGAGCUCACCGACUGCUCGGCCGCCUCCAGCGCGCCCAAGUCCAAUCCGGUCCUCGGGCCGUCGUCGUCGUCGUCGCCCAUGCUCGCGUGUGACAGCGACGCGACGGCGACGGCGACGGCCGGGGUGGCGCGGCUGUCGGCGAUCGAGUCGUGGCUGCUGCUCGACGACAGCAGCGAGCCGCAGCUGGCACUGGACGAGCAGCUGCUUGACGUAGCCCUCCAUAAUUACGCUUUCUAAUUAAUUAAUACUU